Molecule: messenger RNA, 3771 nt
Organism: Calidris pugnax (ruff)
Lineage: Eukaryota; Metazoa; Chordata; Aves; Charadriiformes; Scolopacidae
Gene: PITPNM1
Product: phosphatidylinositol transfer protein, membrane associated 1
Exons: 20
Coding region: 135-3254 (1039 amino acids)
Biological process (GO): phospholipid transport
Cellular component (GO): cytoplasm
Molecular function (GO): phosphatidylinositol transfer activity; metal ion binding; phosphatidylcholine binding
Source: RefSeq, a predicted model, not a curated record
UCGACAUUGUGCGUGACCCCAUCUCCCCCAGCGAAUACAAGCCCGAGGAGGACCCCAAGCUCUACCACUCAGCCAAGACAGGACGGGGACCACUGGGGGACGACUGGCUGGAGACGGCUGCCAGCGGGCCCCUGAUGUGUGCCUACAAGCUCUGCAAGGUGGAGUUCCGCUACUGGGGGAUGCAAUCCAAAAUUGAGCAGUUUAUCCACGACGUGGGUUUGCGGAAGGUGAUGCUGCGCGCCCACCGCCAGGCUUGGUGCUGGCAGGACGAGUGGACGGACCUGACGAUGGAGGACAUCCGGCAGCUGGAGGAGGAGACGGCGAGGAUGCUGGCGCAGAAGAUGGCCAAGUGCGGUGAGGCCGAAGAACCCCCUGCCACUGGGCCCAGCCCCGAGGGGCGGCCGGAGCCAGGGGGUGCCAGCAGGCAGGAGGGGGCUGAGGUGCAGGAAGCAUCUGAUGCCUCUCCUGACGAUACCUUUGCCAAGCAGUGGUCCACCUCUUCCCGGUCUUCCUACUCUUCUCAGCAUGGAGGGGGGGUGUCUCCUCAGAGCCUGUCCGAGUGGCGGAUGCAGAACAUCGCCCGCGACUCCGAGAACAGCUCCGAAGAGGAAUUUUUUGAUGCCCACGAGGACCUGUCUGACAGCGACGAGGUCUUUGCGAAGGAGAUGACAAAGUGGAGCUCCAAUGACUUCUUGGACACGCUGGAGCGGCCCGCGGAGCUGGAUGAGGCACUGGGGGAGGAACCCAGCACCUCCAAGGUGGAUUGUGAAGCACUGGGGGCAACCGGCUGCUCCGAGAGUGUCUCGUCGGAGAGCACGGCGCAGGCGUGCCGGAUCCACGCCCUCUUCCUCAUCCUCCACAGUGGCAACAUCCUGGACCAGGGAGCGGGCGAGCCGGGCUCCAAGCAGGCAGAUGUGCAGACGCUGGCAGCCACCUUCGACGCCGUCACCCGUGUCCACUUCCCCGAGGCGCUGGGACACGUGGCGCUGCGCCUGGUGCCCUGCCCGCCCAUCUGCGCCGCUGCCUACGCCCUCGUCUCCAAGCUCAGUCCCUACAGCCACGACAGGGACAGCCUGUCCAGCAGCCAGGACCACAUCCCGCUGGCGGCCCUCCCGCUGCUGGCCACCUCCUCGGGGAGCUACCAGCACGCCGUGGGCGCCGUCAUCGCUCGUGCCAACCAGGCCUACAACGCCUUCCUGCACUCUGGGGAGGGGGCAGGCUUCUGCGGCCAGGUGGUGCUGCUGGGGGACUGCGUGGGUGGCAUCCUGGGCUUCGACGCGCUGUGCCAAAGCCGGGGGGGCUCGGGGGGCAGCCGCAGCAGUAGCCGCCGGGGCAGCCUGAGCACGGAGCCCAUCUCCCCCGAGCUGUGCGGCGGCAGGGACCCGUUGGCCGAUGGCACGGACGGAGCAACGGCGUCUGGCCAGGCCAGCCCCGAGCCGGGGACACAGCCACCCUGCCGGGAGCAGGAGGACAGCCACCACCACAGCUCCUCGUGCAGCCUGCAGGCCAGCGAGGCCCCGCUGGAGGCAGAGGCAGCGCGGAGCGGCACGGCGGCGCUGGACGGGGCGGAGGGCACCGGUACCCGCCUCGAAUUUAAGGUAUCCGGCUUCUUCCUCUUUGGCUCCCCGCUGGGGCUGGUGCUCGCGCUGCGCAAGACCGUCAUGCCCGCUCUGGAUGUGGCCCAGCUGCGUCCUGCCUGUGAGCAGAUCUACAACCUCUUCCACGCCGCCGACCCCUGUGCCUCUCGCCUGGAGCCCCUCUUAGCCAAGGCCUUCCACGCUGUCCCACCGCUCAGCGUGCCCCGCUACCAGAAGUACCCCCUGGGUGAUGGCACCUCCUCCCUGCUGUCGGAGGCCCUGCAGACGCACUCUGCCUUGUUCCUGCCCGAGGUGGACAUGGCUGCCCCCCCUACCCCCACUGGCAGCUUCGGGGGCUUCUGGAGGGGCAACGAGCCAGCGGAAGCCCCCACUCCUGCCAGCACCAGUGAAGUCGUCAAGAUCCUGGAGCGCUGGUGGGGCCCCAAACGCAUCGACUACUCACUCUACUGCCCCGACGCCCUGACCGCCUUCCCCACCAUCACCCUGCCCCACCUCUUCCACGCCAGCUACUGGGAGUCCUCCGACGUGGUGGCCUUCAUCCUGCGCCAGGUGAUGGAGAAAGAGGGGCCGCAGCCAGCGGAGAGCGAGGAGAGCUCUAUCUACAGCCCUGCUAUCCCCCGGGAGAAGUGGCAGCGCAAGCGCACCCAAGUGAAGAUCCGGAACGUGACAGCCAACCACCGGGCCUGCGACGUGAUCGUGUGCGAGGGCAAAGCGCAGGUCCUCAGCGGGCGCUUCAUGUACGGACCCCUGGACGUGGUGACACUGACCGGGGAGAAGGUGGACAUCUACAUCAUGACGCAGCCGCUGUCGGGGAAGUGGCUGUACUAUGGCACCGAGGUGACGAGUGGCAGCGGGCGCCUGACCUUCACCAUCCCUCCGGAAAAGGCUCUGGCCAUCGGCAUCUACCCCGUGCGCAUGGUGGUCAGGGGGGACCACAGCUAUGCCGAGGCGUACCUGACGGUGGUGGCCCGGGGCACCGAGUCGGUCGUGUUCAGCAUCGAUGGCUCCUUCACUGCCAGCGUCUCCAUCAUGGGCAGCGACCCCAAAGUGCGGGCGGGGGCUGUCGACGUCGUACGGCACUGGCAGGACUCGGGCUACAUGAUCAUCUACGUGACGGGCCGCCCUGACAUGCAGAAGCACCGGGUGGUGGCCUGGCUCUCCCAGCACAACUUCCCCCACGGCGCUGUCUCCUUCUGCGACGGGCUCACCCACGACCCCCUGCGCCAAAAAGCCGCCUUCCUCCAGAGCCUGCGUACAGAGGCGGAGAUCACCAUCGUCGCUGGCUACGGCUCCACCAAGGAUGUCUCUGUCUACAGCUCGCUGGGGCUCGCACCAGCGCACAUCUACAUCGUGGGCCGGGCCGUCAAGAAGUUCUACAACCAGUGCCAGUUCCUCUCUGAGGGCUACGUAGCCCACUUGGCUCAGCUGGAGGCAGCAGCCCUGGCCCACUCCCCCAAGGGACCCCCGCGACCCGUGCUGGGCAAAGGCACCUACGGCUGCCCGGCGCCCGUCGACUUCCUCCGCAAACAGAGCCAGCUCCUGCGGUCGCGGGGCUCCAGCCAGGCAGAGCGGGAGGGGGGGUCCUCAUCAGCACCCCCAGGGCUGUCCCGGGCCAAGCCCCGCAGCGUCAGCCUCAAGCUGGAGGGUGAGGAGUGAGGGUGGCACGGCCACCGUCCCCCCUUUCCACUGCAGCCUCCCAUUUCCCAGCCGGGAGCACCUGGGGCCGGAGCCUGCGAUGGGCCCCGAGCUGAUAGGAAGGAGACGAGGGUGUUGGGUCCCCCCUGUGACUGUGGGGACCCCCGGAGUCAGCGCUUCAAGCCACCCUGGGGUGCUGGAGCCAUCCCCUCGGGACUGAGCCACCCCAUGUCCCCCCUCCUGCCCCCUAGCUCUGCCUCCACCCUCUGCCCCAUCCCCUCUGGUCCUUUGGGGCUGCAGAGCUGCUGUUGGGCAGUGCCCGAGGUGGGAUUUUCCCCCCGGGGAUCCAGUGUGCUACCCCCUGGGGUCAUCUCGGGGGGCCGUGGCCAUGCCCUAGGGCAAGUGCCACCUCCCUGCUCCCCACCUAUUUAUUUCCGUGCGGUGUUGCCAGCUGUGGGGCAGGGGAAGGGCCAGGAUUCACAACCGGUUCCGUUGUUCUCUUCGUUUCGUUGUGAAAUAAAGCGAUGUAAAGAUGAGG